This is a messenger RNA of Nematolebias whitei (Rio pearlfish), 1909 nucleotides long. RefSeq names its product copine Va (gene cpne5a). Bases 153 to 1874 code for a protein of 573 amino acids. Gene Ontology annotation, biological process: cellular response to calcium ion. Gene Ontology annotation, cellular component: plasma membrane. The transcript has 21 exons. Gene Ontology annotation, molecular function: calcium-dependent phospholipid binding. NCBI's taxonomy places the organism in Eukaryota, Metazoa, Chordata, Actinopteri, Cyprinodontiformes, Rivulidae. The record is from RefSeq and is a predicted model, not a curated record.
CAGUCAACUUUCCAUGCUGCUGGCCGUCCAGCGGACUCCGUCUGCGGGAGGUUCGUCUGGACCGUGUCCGCCUCAGCUCGCGCGCUCCGGUUCUCCACCCUCAGCUGGCUCUCCGGGUUCAGGAGGGGAGCUGGCCCGGCUCUGCCGCGCGCAUGGAGGGGGACGUUAUGGACAAGGUGGAGGCCACGGCCACGGUCUGUGACUUCGACCCCAUGAGUGGGAGCAUCCCUGCCACCAAGGUGGAGAUCACCGUGUCCUGCAGGAAUCUUUUGGACAAGGACACAUUCUCCAAAUCAGACCCAUUGGUCGUGUUAUACACCCAGGGUGCAGAGUCCAAACAGUGGAGAGAGUUUGGGAGAACAGAGGUGAUAGACAACACGCUAAACCCAGACUUUGUCAGGAAGUACAUCCUGGACUACUUCUUUGAGGAGAAGCAGAACCUGCGCUUUGACGUGUAUGAUAUUGAUUCUAAAAGUCCAGACCUGGCAAAACAUCCCAACGACUUUAACGACUUCCUGGGACAGGUCUUCUGCACACUGGGAGAAAUUGUGGGCUCACCUGCCAGUCGAUUGGAGAAACCAUUAGUGGGCAUACCUGGGAAGACGUGUGGAACCAUAAUCCUGUCAGCAGAGGAGCUGGGAAACUGCAGGGAUUACGCCUCCAUGCAGUUCUGUGCCAACAAACUGGAUAAAAAGGACUUCUUUGGAAAGUCGGACCCCUUCAUGGUUUUUUAUAGAAGUAACGAGGACGGCACGUUCACCAUCUGUCACAAGACUGAGGUGGUGAAGAACACUUUGAACCCUGUGUGGGAACCCUUUUCCAUUCCUGUCAGAGCACUUUGCAAUGGAGACUAUGACAGGGCAAUCAAGAUAGAAGUGUAUGACUGGGACAGAGAUGGGAGCCACGACUUCAUUGGUGAAUUCACCACGAGCUACAAAGAGCUAUGCAGGGGCCAGAGCCAGCUAAACAUGCACGAGGUGGUGAAUCCCAAGAAGAAGCUAAAGAAAAAGAGAUACAUUAACUCUGGCACGGUGUCCUUAUUGUCAUUCAACGUAGAGUCUGAGCACACGUUCCUCGAUUACAUCAAAGGAGGGACUCAGAUUCACUUCACAGUGGCCAUUGAUUUCACGGCAUCAAACGGAAAUCCAUCGCAGUCCACUUCACUGCACUACAUGAACCCUUAUCAGAUGAAUGCCUAUGCCAUGGCUCUGAAGGCUGUUGGAGAGAUCAUCCAGGACUAUGACAGUGAUAAGAUGUUCCCUGCCCUGGGAUUUGGUGCUAAGCUACCGCCUGACUGGAGGGUAUCCCAUGAGUUCCCACUGAAUGGCAACGUUGAGAACCCGUACUGUAACGGUAUAGAUGGGAUUCUUGAGGCUUAUCACCAAAGCCUUAAGACAGUUCAGCUGUAUGGACCCACCAACUUCGCUCCCAUUGUUAAUCACGUGGCAAAGUAUGCAGAAGCAGUUCAGGAUGGAUCCCAGUACUUCGUCCUGCUCAUCAUCACUGAUGGAGUCAUCUCAGACAUGGCUCAGACCAAGGAGGCCAUUGUGAACGCAGCCAAACUUCCCAUGUCCAUCAUCAUAGUUGGAGUGGGCCAAGCUGAGUUUGAUGCCAUGGUUGAACUGGACGGUGAUGACGUCAGAAUCUCCUCCAGGGGAAAACUGGCAGAAAGAGACAUUGUACAGUUUGUACCGUUCAGAGACUACAUGGACCGCACCGGUAACCACGUGCUCAGCAUGGCGCGGCUAGCUAAAGACGUUCUGGCGGAAAUCCCUGAGCAGCUGAUCUCCUACAUGAAGAGCAGAGCCAUCAAACCCAGCCCUGUCCCUCCAGCUUACUCAACGUGUGCACCCCCUGAGACAGAAUCCGUCUGAGUGUCCCCCCACCACCACAAGUACAGGCCAUUAAU